AUGGCAAAGCGGCAAGUAUGGCAAAGCGGCAAGUAUGGCAAAGCGGCAAGUAUGGCAAAGCGGCAAGUAUGGCAAAGCGGCAAGUAUGGCAAAGCGGCAAGUAUGGCAAAGCGGCAAGUAUGGCAAAGCGGCAAGUAUGGCAAAGCGGCAAGUAUGGCAAAGCGGCAAGUAUGGCAAAGCGGCAAGUAUGGCAAUGCGGCAAGUAUGGCAAAGCGGCAAGUAUGGGAACGCGGCAAGUAUGGGAAAGCGGCAAGUAUGGGAAAGCGGCAAGUAUGGGAAAGCGGCAAGUAUGGGAAAGCGGCAAGUAUGGGAAAGCGGCAAGUAUGGGAAAGCGGCAAGUAUGGGAAAGCGGCAAGUAUGGGAAAGCGGCAAGUAUGGGAAAGCGGCAAGUAUGGGAAAGCGGCAAGUAUGGGAAAGCGGCAAGUAUGGGAAAGCGGCAAGUAUGGGAAAGCGGCAAGUAUGGGAAAGCGGCAAGUAUGGGAAAGCGGCAAGUAUGGGAAAGCGGCAAGUAUGGGAAAGCGGCAAGUAUGGGAAAGCGGCAAGUAUGGGAAAGUGGCAAGUGUGGCAAAAAGGCAAGUGUGGCAAAAAGACAAGUGUGGCAAAAAGGUGUCGCAUUUCAGUGAAUAUUAA
Molecule: messenger RNA, 630 nt
Organism: Schistocerca nitens (vagrant locust)
Lineage: Eukaryota; Metazoa; Arthropoda; Insecta; Orthoptera; Acrididae
Product: antho-RFamide neuropeptides-like
Exons: 2
Coding region: 1-630 (209 amino acids)
Source: RefSeq, a predicted model, not a curated record